Echinops telfairi (small Madagascar hedgehog) is the source of this 2115-nucleotide messenger RNA. It is a transcript of the gene MAB21L3, whose product is annotated as mab-21 like 3. The transcript has 6 exons. NCBI's taxonomy places the organism in Eukaryota, Metazoa, Chordata, Mammalia, Afrosoricida, Tenrecidae. The record is from RefSeq and is a predicted model, not a curated record. The coding region runs from base 57 to 1133 and encodes 358 amino acids.
ACCAGGAAGCUGUUGCUUUGCUCCGAGUUGAGUGAGACGCCGUGAAAUCCCUGGCUAUGGGAAGCUUAGAGGAUUACCUACAGAAAAAGGUGGACUUGAGGCAACAGCUGAUUUCCCAGACGGUGGAGGAGGUGAAGAAAGUCGUCCACUGUUUGAGCAAAGAGAUCAGCCAGCAAGACGUUAGAUUCCAAGCCGUCCCGUUCUCUGACACUUACGAUGGGAACAUCCAGGUUUUGACCCCCACCCACUUCCUCAUCACAGUCCCAGUGAGAGGCCUGGCUGGGUACCGGGAGACCAAGGAACAGCGCUGGCGGUACUACACCCUGCAGGGCACCAGGCUCCCCACCCCUGUGCGGAGCCCCGAGGACCUGCAGCAGUGGUUGCAGGUGGAGCAGUUUAUGAAGAGCCUGUGGCAGUGGCAUGGGGACGAUGUGAACAUUGAAGGUGACAUUGUGCCUGCCAGGGUCCUCCAGGUGUUCCAGAAGCUGGUGGAAAAUGCAGUUAGGACCUGUCACCUCCCAGGUCAAGUCAGCCUGCUGGAGAGUUGCGGUGCUGCGGUUUGGGUUGCCGUGGAAACGGCUGCCUGUCAGGUGGAACUCGAGCUGGUACCCUCUGUGGAGAUCCCCACCACCUGGUCCGCCAAAGGCCAGUGGCCCCGAUGUCUGCGGCGCUGGCCGUCCAUGGAGACCGUGGAGUGCAUCAAGUCCCUUGGGUUUGACUUGUUGGCCCGUCCCAGUUAUCACUGGCAGCUGGACUUCUGCCGGGCCGAGCAGGCGCUGCUGGAGCUGCUGGACGAGGACGGGGGCUGCCGCGGGAAGUGCUUCCAGCUCCUGCUGCAGAUGAAGGAGGAAGUCUGGUGUCCCGGGAAGAAGCCAGUUCUCACCUCCCACCAUCUGCAGACAGUGCUCUUUUGGACUUGUGAGAAAUAUCCCCACGCCAAGGACUGGCAGGUUUUCAGCAAAUCCUUCCUGCGGCUGGUCCGGAAGCUGCACAAGUGCGUGAGCCAGCACUUUCUGAAGCACUACUUCGUGCGAAAGAGCAACCUUCUUCGCUAUGCCAACUGGACAGACCUGGACGUCCUAGCCACCAAGCUGGCCACCUUCCUGAAGAACCCCCAGGUCAUCCUGCCCUGAGGCAGCCCCUCGGACGUUUCGCGUGGGCUUGACUGCUCCACUAGGAUCCUGGUCUCUGUCCAGUGCCAGGAUCCUGCCCAGGAGAGAGGCGGGCACCGCAGAGGAGGACAUUCUGAACUACAGCAUUUACGAGGGGGAGAAUGGUCCCAGGAUGUCGGAGUCAGGCCUGGCCUGAGUCAGUGAAGCAUUUCAGCCCUCUCGCUACUACCUCUCACAUAAGGAGCCCUGGUGGCAUAGUUGCUUUGCUUUGAGCUGUGACCCAUAAGGUCGGCAGUUCGAAACCACCAGCUCCUCCGCAGAAGAAAGACUGUCUACUUCUGUACGGAAACCCACAAGGGCACUUCUGUCCUGUCCUAUAAGCUAGCCUCUCUAUGAGUUGGCUUCAACUUGAGAGCAGCCUUACCUCUCUUGGGGACAGCUCUCCCCAAGCUUCCCCAAGCCAGAUUCUGAACUGAUGCAGUUCUACGUUUAUUUGCCCUUGCUCGGCCGGGCCCGAGGAUCUGGGAGGAGGAUAGGGACAAGGACCCCUGGAGGGUCAGGCUGCUGCUUGGGAGGGGGGCUCCGGCUCACUGACCCUCGGCUUGCGAUUUUCCUGUUUGUACAAGGGGACUGUGGCUUUCCCUCCCUGGGCACCCAUUCAGGGCCUUGAGCCUAUGGGGCUGUGCUGGUGCCUUCUGAGGGGCAGGCCAGGGACCUACAUGGACUGUUACCCAUGGGGUAGAAUAGCGCUCUUUGCAUCCCAGAGCCCCCAGAUGAGGCCAGCAAUUGCAAGAGCUCAGCUGCCUACGGGAAAGUGGACGUUCAGGUUCAUCCUGACCUUCGACGGCCCCCACUCGCCCGUGGAAAACUCUGUAGAGCACAGUUCUAUUCUGACACACAGGAUGAGCUCAGCACGAGGCUGAGUUGGAUCCACGACGACUUUCUUGUUUUGUUUUGUGCCCUGGAUUAAAACCGACCUGAACGAGAACCCCGGGGCAGUCGG